CUGGCACAGGCCACACACCAUAGCGCCAUCCGGAACGAACCACGCUGUAACACAGCGAAGAAAUAACACUUGUUAUGAAAUAUUAGUGGACAGUGCGACGCCGCAGUGUACAGUCUAGUGUAGUUACAGCUUUAGUUAUGGUUCGAAAUUUAUUUUAUUGGCGGCUGUGGUGGGCUGUUCUGAUCCUGGGUUCGGUGACAGGCUACCCUCAGAAACCGCAUGUGGUCUUCAUAAUGCUCGAUGAUCUGGGUUGGAACGACGUGUCAUUCCACGGCUCCGACCAGAUCCAGACACCUAACAUUGACUCGCUGGCGUACCAGGGUGUCAUACUCCAGCAGUACUACAGUGAAGCUAUCUGCACACCAGCGCGAACUGCACUGCUCACCGGGAAAUAUCCCAUGAGAUUAGGAAUGCAAGGGCGUCCGUUAUCCAACUCGGAAGACCGAGGUAUACCGCUCACAGAACGACUACUCCCGUCAUAUUUGAAGAACCUGGGGUAUUCCACCCAUUUGGUAGGCAAGUGGCACGUGGGCAUGUCAAUGAACGAAUACCUGCCUACCUCCAGAGGAUACGACACUCACUACGGCAUGAGAGGAGGCUUCGUCGAUUACUACACGUAUAAUAAAGUCGAACCGGGUCCCGAUGGUCGAUUGAUGUUCGGGUUGGAUUUAUUCGAUAAUGAGAUACCGCAAGAUGAGGAACAGCGUUAUAUUGUCGACGCUUUAACUGACAGAGCCGUCAAAAUAAUAAACAGUCAUAACCUGUCCCAGCCAUUAUUCCUUCACCUGACACACAACGCGCCCCACGCAGGCAACAACGGCGGUCCCUUGCAGCCUCCUCUCUACGGUUCGGUGAAGAACCGUCACAUCGCCAACUCAGACCGACGGCUUUAUGCAGAAAUCGUCACGCAUGUUGACCGCAGCAUCGGUCGUUUAGUGAGGGCUCUAUCUGACAGACACAUUUUGGACGAAACAAUAAUAGUUUUUGUAUCAGACAAUGGUUCCCCGACAGUAGGGGAAUUCGCGAAUUGGGGAGUCAACUUACCUUUCCGAGGAAGGAAAGAAACUCCUUGGGAAGGAGCAGUUAGAGUACCUGCCUUUAUCUGGCACUCCUCAUUCAGACCGAGAGUGUGGAAUGGCCUCAUGCACAUCACUGAUUGGCUGCCGACCCUCAUUUCCGCAGCAGGAGGACAAAUCAACAAGGACAUAGACGGCAUCAACCAAUGGGAUUCUAUAGCUCAAGACGGGGAAUCACUACGGAAAGAAGUUUUGAUUGCCAUUGAAGAUGGUGGCAAUAAUGCAUAUGCUGCGUACAGAGCUGGUGAUUACAAAGUUGUAGUAGGCAAUGUGACCGGAAUGAACAACGGUUACUACGGUGCUGAGUAUAUGAUUAAUAAGCAACCGCCACCAGAAUAUUAUUCUUCGCUGAGGUCGUGUGAUGUCUCCAGAGCAUUGUCUUUUAUGGGUAAAUAUUUGGAUUACGAUAGUGUGGAUCGGAUGAGGAGGGCAACGGCUGUUAGGCAAGAAGAUUUGGUUACCGACCGUACGCCUUGUGAACCAACACCUACUCGCGGCUGUCUGUUCAACAUUCGCAGAGACCCUGGAGAGAGACACGACUUAUGGCAACGAGCAAACAAGAUCGCUACUUUGCUCACAAGUCGAUUACGUGGACUGUGGGCCCAGCAAAUGAGGAGAGGUCCUACUAACCUGGCACAGGCCUCCGACCCAGCAAAUUUCGGCUACCGCUGGAUGCCCUGGGUUGACAAUGAAAUCGGAAAUAUCACCGAAUUGUUCUCAACAAGGCCGAAAGCACAAAACAGAACUAAUAGAACUCAGUUCGGAAGAUUUUCUACAAUAUUCAACAAUAAUACGAGUAGAAACACGACAAUCGCGGGCCAAAUAAACUGUGAUGGUCCAAUGUAUAUUAGAAACUUUUUGUGUAUAUUAAGAAGUGUAUUCUAAUAUAUUUUUGUAGUUAGUCUUAGUAAUUAAGCAUUUAUGAGUAUUGUGAUACUUUGUUGUGAUUAUUUGAUUUGUAAAAUCCUGUAAAAAUACUUAUAUAUGUAUAUAGUUCUAUUGAAUGUGAAAUAUUGCGUGUUAUAGAAUGUUUCUGCUGCAAAGCCGAGCCAGGUUGCAUUAAGUUUGAAAUGAAUGUAAUAAAUCAUAAUAUUAAUUUUAUAUGUUAGGGUAGUGAAAAUUAAAAUUGUAUAGUGAGUAGAGUUCCUUUUACGUUUAAAACGUAUAGAGCCAUAGAGCAAUACGGACCAGCUAAGUAAAAUGUAAUGAAUUGAGAUAACCUCAUUCUACGAAUGAAACUCUUUGUGUACAAAAACUUUUCCAGUGCUACGGGAAUAUAGGAAAUAAAAAAAUAUAUAUCCAGAUUUGACAACGUAACUUACAGAAUGUUUAGAAUAUAAAAAACUUUUGUUAGGUAGGAUUUUUGUACAUCUUAAAUAUAUAUAAAGCGAUUAUUGUGAUAACUUGUUAUGAGUGUAACAUUUAAUUUAUUGAACACAUAUAUUAAUGUUUUAUUCGUGUUACUGGUCGUAAGUAAAACAAUGAUACCAUUUUAAA
Molecule: messenger RNA, 2573 nt
Organism: Pectinophora gossypiella (pink bollworm)
Lineage: Eukaryota; Metazoa; Arthropoda; Insecta; Lepidoptera; Gelechiidae
Product: arylsulfatase B-like
Exons: 8
Coding region: 138-1961 (607 amino acids)
Source: RefSeq, a predicted model, not a curated record